Nothoprocta perdicaria is the source of this 3246-nucleotide messenger RNA. RefSeq names its product voltage-dependent P/Q-type calcium channel subunit alpha-1A-like. The annotation marks the transcript as partial. Gene Ontology annotation, molecular function: high voltage-gated calcium channel activity. The record is from RefSeq and is a predicted model, not a curated record. Gene Ontology annotation, cellular component: voltage-gated calcium channel complex; neuronal cell body; membrane. NCBI's taxonomy places the organism in Eukaryota, Metazoa, Chordata, Aves, Tinamiformes, Tinamidae. The transcript has 28 exons. Gene Ontology annotation, biological process: calcium ion import across plasma membrane; chemical synaptic transmission.
CCCGGCCCGCAGAGGAUGUACAAGCAGUCGAUGGCCCAGCGCGCCCGCACCAUGGCCCUCUACAACCCCAUCCCCGUGCGCCAGAACUGCCUCACCGUCAACCGCUCGCUCUUCCUCUUCGGCGAGGACAACGUGGUGAGGAAGUACGCCAAGAAGAUCACCGAGUGGCCUCCCUUCGAGUACAUGAUCCUGGCCACCAUCAUCGCCAACUGCAUCGUGCUGGCGCUGGAGCAGCACCUGCCCGACGAGGACAAGACGCCCAUGUCGGAGCGGCUGGACGACACGGAGCCCUACUUCAUCGGCAUCUUCUGCUUCGAGGCCGGCAUCAAGAUCAUCGCGCUGGGCUUCGCCUUCCACAAGGGCUCCUACCUGCGCAACGGCUGGAACGUCAUGGACUUCGUGAGCAACGAUGCCUCAGGGAACACUUGGAACUGGCUCUACUUCAUCCCCCUCAUCAUCAUCGGCUCCUUUUUUAUGCUGAACCUGGUUCUGGGGGUGCUGUCCGGGUACUGGGCUUCCCUGCGGAACCUCGUGGUCUCCCUGCUGAACUCCAUGAAGUCCAUCAUCAGCCUCCUCUUCCUCCUCUUCCUCUUCAUUGUCGUCUUUGCCCUCUUGGGGAUGCAGCUCUUUGGGGGGCAGUUCAACUUCGAUGACGGGACGCCUCCCACCAACUUCGACACCUUCCCGGCCGCCAUAAUGACCGUUUUCCAGAUCCUGACGGGCGAGGACUGGAACGCCGUCAUGUACGACGGCAUCAAGUCGCAGGGCGGCGUCAAGGGCGGCAUGGUCUUCUCCGUCUACUUCAUCGUCCUCACCCUCUUCGGCAACUACACCCUGCUGAAUGUCUUCCUGGCUAUCGCGGUGGACAACCUGGCCAACGCGCAGGAGCUCACCAAGGACGAGCAGGAGGAGGAGGAGGCCGCCAACCAGAAGCUGGCGCUGCAGAAGGUCCUGCGCUACUUCGACUACGUCUUCACGGGCGUCUUCACCUUCGAGAUGGUGAUCAAGAUGGUGGACCUGGGGCUGGUGCUGCACCAAGGCGCCUAUUUCCGGGACCUCUGGAACAUCCUGGACUUCAUCGUGGUCAGCGGGGCCCUGGUGGCCUUCGCCUUCACGAGCAGCUCACGCGGGAGCAGCAAGGGGAAGGACAUCAACACCAUCAAGUCCCUCCGCGUGCUCCGCGUGCUCCGGCCCCUCAAGACCAUCAAGAGGCUCCCGAAGCUCAAGGCCGUCUUCGACUGCGUGGUGAACUCGCUGAAGAACGUCCUCAACAUCCUCAUCGUCUACAUGCUCUUCAUGUUCAUCUUCGCCGUGGUGGCCGUGCAGCUCUUCAAGGGCAAGUUCUUCUACUGCACCGACGAGUCCAAGGAGUUCGAGAAGGACUGCAGGGGGGAGUACCUGGUCUACGAGAAGGACAACGAGGUGAAGGCGCAGAAGCGGGAGUGGAAGAAGUACGACUUCCACUACGACAAYGUGCUCUGGGCGCUGCUCACGCUCUUCACGGUCUCUACGGGAGAAGGAUGGCCCCAGGUCCUCAAGCACUCGGUGGACGCCACCUACGAGAACCAGGGCCCCAGCCCGGGCUACCGCAUGGAGAUGUCCAUCUUCUACGUGGUCUACUUCGUGGUCUUCCCCUUCUUCUUCGUCAACAUCUUCGUGGCCUUGAUCAUCAUCACGUUCCAGGAGCAGGGCGACAAGAUGAUGGAGGAGUACAGCCUGGAGAAGAACGAGAGGGCCUGCAUCGACUUCGCCAUCAGCGCCAAGCCCCUGACGCGCCACAUGCCCCAGAACCGCCAGAGCUUCCAGUACCGCAUGUGGCAGUUCGUGGUGUCCCCUCCCUUCGAGUACACCAUCAUGGCCAUGAUCGCCCUCAACACCAUCGUCCUCAUGAUGAAGUUCUACGACGCCUCGGACGCCUACGAGAACGUGCUCAAGAUGUUCAACAACGUCUUCACCUCCCUCUUCUCCCUCGAGUGUCUGCUCAAGAUCAUGGCCUUUGGGGUGCUGAACUACUUCCGCGAUGCCUGGAAUAUCUUUGAUUUCGUCACCGUCCUGGGGAGCAUCACGGACAUCCUGGUGACCGAGUUUGGGAACAACUUCAUCAACCUGAGCUUCCUGCGGCUGUUCCGGGCGGCGCGGCUCAUCAAGCUGCUGCGCCAGGGCUACACCAUCCGCAUCCUGCUCUGGACCUUCGUGCAGUCCUUCAAGGCGCUGCCCUACGUGUGCCUGCUCAUCGCCAUGCUCUUCUUCAUCUACGCCAUCAUCGGCAUGCAGGUGUUCGGCAACAUCGGCAUCGAGGACGAGGACGACGAGUCGGCCAUCACGCAGCACAACAACUUCCGCACCUUCUUCCAGGCGCUCAUGCUGCUCUUCCGGAGCGCCACCGGCGAGGCCUGGCACGAGAUCAUGCUGUCCUGCCUCAGCGGGAAGCCCUGCGACGAGAACUCGGGCAUCAAGGAGCGCGAGUGCGGCAACGAGUUCGCCUACUUCUACUUCGUCUCCUUCAUCUUCCUCUGCUCCUUCCUGAUGCUGAACCUCUUCGUCGCCGUCAUCAUGGACAACUUCGAGUACCUGACGCGCGACUCGUCCAUCCUGGGCCCCCACCACCUGGACGAGUACGUGCGCGUGUGGGCCGAGUACGACCCCGCCGCCUGCGGCCGCAUUCACUAUAAGGACAUGUACAGUUUAUUGCGCGUGAUCUCGCCCCCCCUGGGCUUGGGCAAGAAAUGCCCCCAUAGGGUUGCUUGCAAGGUUGGACUUACACUAAAACCUGCGGAGCAUCCCGGAAUGAAUGGCGCUUUCUGGAUCCUGGGAUAUAUAUAUGAUAAAGAGCUAUCUAUAUAUAUAUGCGGACACAUACACGGCCCCCCCUUGCCCUGCACAGCCCCCCCGAACCGGACCCCGCUGAUGUUCCAGCGCAUGGAGCCACCAUCCCCGACGCAGGACGGGGGUCCAGGGCCGGACACGGUGGCCUCCGCCGAGCCGCCGGGCGGGAUGGCUGCACACGACGGUGGCCUCAAGGAGAGCCAGUCGUGGGUCACGCAGCGCGCCCAGGAGAUGUUCCAGAAAACGGGCACCUGGAGCCCCGAGCGGGGGCACCCCGAGGACGUCCCCAACAGCCGCCCCAACUCGCAGGCGGUGGAGAUGCGCGACAUGGCCAAGGACGGCUACUCGGACAGCGACUACCUGCCCAUGGAGGGGCACGGCCGGGCCGCCUCCAUGCCGCGGCUCCCCGCCGAAAACCAG